This is a messenger RNA of Orycteropus afer afer, 306 nucleotides long. Its product is annotated as leukocyte-specific transcript 1 protein. Gene Ontology annotation, biological process: dendrite development; cell morphogenesis; immune response. The coding region runs from base 1 to 306 and encodes 101 amino acids. Lineage: Eukaryota; Metazoa; Chordata; Mammalia; Tubulidentata; Orycteropodidae. The transcript has 4 exons. The record is from RefSeq and is a predicted model, not a curated record. Gene Ontology annotation, cellular component: membrane.
AUGGCCCAUUGUUGUAAUGACCCAUACCCAUGCUUUUACCUAUAUGGGGGACUGGCACUGGGAGUGCUCCUGCUCCUGGUCAUGAUCAUUCUGUCCACCUGUCUGUGUUGGCUCCAUCGGAGAGUAAAGAGGCUGGAGAGGAGCUGGGCCCAGCCCUUGGAGCAGGAGCUCCACUAUGCAUCUCUGCAGAGACUGCCGGCACCAGGAGGUGCUGAGAGGCCCGAGCUCAGCGAGGGAGAUGAGGAGGAUGCCAAGGAGGACCCCAGAGCUGACUAUGCCUCUAUAGCCAAGAAAAAACCCACCUGA